Molecule: messenger RNA, 2477 nt
Organism: Oryzias latipes (Japanese medaka)
Lineage: Eukaryota; Metazoa; Chordata; Actinopteri; Beloniformes; Adrianichthyidae
Gene: fga
Product: fibrinogen alpha chain
Biological process (GO): protein polymerization; platelet activation; positive regulation of heterotypic cell-cell adhesion
Cellular component (GO): fibrinogen complex
Molecular function (GO): protein-macromolecule adaptor activity; extracellular matrix structural constituent; signaling receptor binding
Source: RefSeq, a predicted model, not a curated record
AGUUUGCCUUUGGAGGACGUGGAGGAUGGGCUGCUGGAGCCGUUGCUCAACUCUGAUGCGACCUGACGGCCGGCGGCUCUCUGGUGAGUCACAGCUUUGGUGGAGGCCUUCAAAAGAUGUGACUGCAGCUGCGCAGAUGCAGUCAGACACAGAAGAGAGAAGGAUGAAGCAGCUCGUGGUUCUCACCUGCCUGCUUUGUGUGGCUUUCACACAGGACACCGUCAUCGACCCCAGAGGAGCUCGACCGGUGGAACAUGGAACCAGAGACGAGAAAUGUGCCACGCAGAAGGAGUGGCCGUUCUGUCUCGACGAUGACUGGGGCCACAAAUGUCCUUCCGGCUGCAGGAUUCAAGGUCUGAUGGAUAAAUAUGACCAUGACCUGCUGAAAAGGAUCGAGUACAUCCGUGACCAGCUGAAUCAGCACAAGGGAAAGUAUCGCUCUGCCGACCAGGUGUCCAAGCAGACCCACGACUACCUGCGGGAGAAACUCACCGUCGAUGCAGGUCACGACAACAAGUACUUCGAACUGGCCCAGAGUCUGCGUCAGAGAAUCACAGAGAUCAAAAUCAGGAUUGACAGACAGAUGAAAGUCAUGGCCGCCUUGAAGGGGCGAAUCAGGGAACAGGUCACGGAAAUGCAAAGGCUGGAGGUCGACAUCGACAUGAAGCUUCGCUCCUGUAAGGGAUCCUGUGCAACCUACCAUGAGUACCAGGUGGACCAGCAGAGCUACGUCACCCUGGAAAAGCAGGUAGCCCAGCUGGACUCGCAGACGCCACAGAACAUCGAAGCAGCCGGGACGCUCUACGUGAUGAAGAGCCGGCCGCUUAAGGACCUGCAGGUGGACAGCAUCUACAAAUCCAAGGCCGUGCAGGGUCAACAGAAACAGGACCUGUUCAGUGACAUUAAAACGCUUAAGCUUGUCCUGGAGGAGGAAGGCUCCAGCUCGUCUCCCGCAACCGUCUCCAAAGAGCCAGGUACUCCUUUCCCGUCAACAUCAUCAUCAUCAUCCUCAUCAUCCUCCUCCAGCUCUGGUUCCUCCAAUCCAUCAAAGUCCAUCACUGAGCUUGGAGGACGUGGCGACACAGACUUUUUCGGUGGAGGGUUAGGAGGGUUUGGCGGUUUCAGUCAGGCGAGUACAGGCAGUGUGACCACCAAAAGUGUCAGUUGCACCACCCAUAUGAAAAAGGUUGUGGUUCAGACAAAGGCUGGGCCAGUAGAAAGGUACGAGACGGUAACUGAAGGGGGACCAGAGUGCCAAGGGGGAGCUGAUCUCACCAAGGGUGGGCUGACUUCCUUGUUCCCCAGUUUGAGCCACACAUCGUCCUCCAUGUCAACCAAAAGUGGUUUCAGCAGUGGAGCCAAAGGAGGGCUUUUAGGAAAUCCGUUUGAGGGCGACCUUGGGAGCGACCUCGGAGCCUUCAUGACCGACAACGCAGAGGAUGAUCUUCCGGAUUUCCAUGCCCGGAGUCUAGGGAGCACGGUCGUCAACCGGCAGGCCGAUUAUGUAGGAAAAGAUUGUGUUGAAGCCAACCAGAAGCACCUGAAAGGGGAAACAAAUGGCCUGUUUAAAAUCAAACCCGGCGGCGCUGACUCCACACAGGUGGUGGAGGUUUACUGCCAGCAGGAGGGGGUGAUGGGGGGCUGGUUGUUAGUUCAGCAGAGGGAGAGCGGAGCUCUUAGCUUCAACCGCUCCUGGGCCGACUAUCGCGGCGGGUUUGGCUCAGUCGAUGCUCAGGGCAAGGGCGAGUUCUGGCUGGGCAACGAGAACCUCCACCUGCUGACAAGUCAGGGUGAGACCAUCCUAAAAGUGGAGCUGGAGGACUGGGAGGGGGGAAAAGCUAGUGCCGAGUACACGAUGAGGGUAGGCUCAGAACAGGAGGGCUUUCCAUUGCAUGUCUCUGGCUACACAGGAGACGCUGGAGACUCUCUGGCCGCACCAACGUCAGAGAAAGCCUCUGAAGUGACUCACGACGGCAUGAAGUUCAGUGCAUUUGACAAAGACAACGACAACUGGGGGGAGAACUGUGCCGAGGCGUAUGGGGGCGGGUGGUGGUACAACAGCUGCCAGGCGGCUAAUUUAAAUGGGGUGUACUAUAAAGGCGAAUAUGACCCAGCGACAAACACGCCGUAUAAGACCGAGAACGGAGUGGUGUGGUCAUCGUUCAAACCCGUCAACUACAGCCUGAAAACCGUUCGCAUGCUCAUCCGAUCCGCCGCUUUUUAACUAAAGAACAGCGCAGAGUCUUAAAAGCAGAAAACCUUAAGUUUCUUUUUGUAUUUUGGUAAACAAACGAGUCGAGGUGUUUUUUAUUCACCAAAGCGUACUAGGAACCGUCCUCCCACUGUUGACUAGGUUGACAAGGACACUGUUGUUAGCUCUAUCCAUCCAAAGUUCCUGACCUGAUGUUUUCUGGAUUACUGAACUCUGUGGAUCAAUAAAUCACCUUUGUUCCAUCAAUAAAGGUUUGAGAAAUCAU